Messenger RNA from Rotaria sp. Silwood1, 1071 nucleotides. The record is from the annotation of a GenBank genome assembly. Lineage: Eukaryota; Metazoa; Rotifera; Eurotatoria; Philodinida; Philodinidae.
AUGGGACGUAAAAAGAUUAAUAUAACUCGUAUUAAUGACGAUCGUACUCGUCAAGUUACAUUUACAAAGCGUAAAUUUGGUUUAAUGAAAAAAGCUUAUGAAUUAUCGGUAUUAUGUGGUUGUGAAAUAGCAUUAAUGAUAUUUAAUAGCAAUGGUCGUCUAUUUCAAUAUGCAUCAUCCGAUAUGGAUAAAGUUUUAUUAAAAUAUGCUGAAUAUAAUGAACCUCAUGAGUCAUGUACUAAUAUUGAUAUUAUUGAUAUCUUAAAUAAAAAACAUUCAACAAUGAAACCAACAAUAAAUGGUAAUACUGAAGAUAUUGAAAUGAUCGAAGAAAAUGAUGAAAGUGACGAACAAACAUUUGCUGAAAGUGUUAAUAAUUUUCUUGUCAAUAGCAAUCUCAGUUGUUCAUCAUCAAAUAAUAAUAGCCAUGAUAUGACAUUCCUUAAAAAUAAUAAUAAUACUAAAACAACAGUUUUACCCGAUUUUCAAUAUUUAACAUCUUCACCUGAUGAACAACCAGUAUCAACAACAAUAAUAAAUCACAUUCCCAAUUAUCCUAUUCCGAAAUCUAUUGAUGUUAACCAAUAUAGAAAUAAUACUAAUCUUCACUCAAAUACAACUCAUGUAACACAAUCUUCACAUACACCGAUGAAUCAUUUUAUAGCUCAACAACCAACAACACAUAUUGGUCGCAUUAUGACAGUUGGUCCGGAUAUGAGUGUUUCAUCGAUUGAUUUAAGUGCACUUGCGUCACAAUUGACAUCGAACUUCUUAGCAUCCUUAACAAAUGCUACCGUUGUAACAACUAAUGAUAAUUCAUCAUCAACUAUUCCUAUCAAUUUGAUCAAUCGGGAUUGUCAAACAACAAAUAUUGGUACGGGCCAAGCAAUUAUGUUAACUAAUAGUCCCAAUUCAAUUCUACUUACUGGACAACAACAACAAAUACAACCAAUAUGCCGAAAUCUUGUUAAACAAGAACCUGUUGUCUACAGAACAACAACAACCUCAACUGUUGGUAGAAAUGAUUUGUGCUAUGAAUCGAAUAUUAAACCAACUCGUUUAUGGCAAUAA